This is a messenger RNA of Pocillopora meandrina, 915 nucleotides long. NCBI's taxonomy places the organism in Eukaryota, Metazoa, Cnidaria, Anthozoa, Scleractinia, Pocilloporidae. The record is from the annotation of a GenBank genome assembly.
AUGGCGGGAAAUUCAGUCGACGUCUCUCAAUGGAUGGAAAAAUUGCCAAAUGAAAAGAAACUGAAAGAUUUAGUGAUCCCAGGAUCUCACGAUUCGGGAACGUUUUCUCUUGAUAAAAACAUGGAGAUUGGUCCCGAUGAACCCAACCUCAUUCGUAAGUUUGGGAAAUUGGUAAAGCCUGUGGUCUACAAUUGGUCUGUCACACAGUCCAUGACAAUUUACGAACAGCUUAGGUCGGGCAUUCGCUAUCUGGAUCUCCGUGUCGCGUACAGAACCGCAGAUAAAAACUCUGAGAUACGUGUUUUACACGGUUUGUUUGGUUGGACGAUUGAUCAAGUCUUGGACGAAGUGAACCGAUUUGUGGCGAAUUACCCGAAAGAAAUUGUCAUUUUAGACUUCAAUCAUUUCUACAAAAUGGAUCAAGCUGCUCAUAAAAAACUUGCAGAUACUCUGGAUGCUUCGUUCAGCAAGAUUUUACGCGCUCCCGGCCGCCAAGGCCCGAAUGUCACCCUUCAAGAGAUGUGGGGAAACGAAGAGAAGGUCAUCAUUAUUUAUCACGACUAUGAUGUGGUCGAUACUUACCCCUGUUUCUGGCCACCCCAUCUAAUCUGCUCCCCGUGGCCGAACACAGAUGAUACGAACCAACUGUUGGAAAUUCUCAACAAACAGUCAGAAGCGUCCAGUAUUUCCGAAGAUGCCUUGCAGGUAACACAAGCUCUCCUCACGCCACAAAAUUUAACUAUAGUUAAACACGUGACAAGCACUUUAAAAGAUGUUCUGGCUUCGAAAUGCAACCGCCAAGUGACCGAGUGGCUGAAGACUCUUCGUGGCACCAAGAGUCACAAAUUUAAUAUUAUCAUCGCUGACUUCGUUGAACUCAGCGAUUUUAUCCCAACUGUCAUCAGUCUGAAUUAA